This is a messenger RNA of Boleophthalmus pectinirostris (great blue-spotted mudskipper), 4892 nucleotides long. RefSeq names its product RAB3A, member RAS oncogene family, a (gene rab3aa). The transcript has 5 exons. Lineage: Eukaryota; Metazoa; Chordata; Actinopteri; Gobiiformes; Gobiidae. Gene Ontology annotation, cellular component: synaptic vesicle membrane; plasma membrane; axon. Gene Ontology annotation, molecular function: GTPase activity; GTP binding. The record is from RefSeq and is a predicted model, not a curated record. Bases 72 to 731 code for a protein of 219 amino acids. Gene Ontology annotation, biological process: protein secretion; regulation of exocytosis; maintenance of presynaptic active zone structure.
UCAAGACGCAGAGGAGCUACUGCAGGUGCGAGGCUCGGGGCUAGCGACGCGGAGGACAAACUCAUCUCACGAUGGCGUCAGCCAAUGCCACAUACGGACAGAAGGAGUCCUCGGACCAAAACUUCGAUUACAUGUUUAAGAUCCUGAUCAUUGGAAACAGCAGCGUUGGGAAAACCUCUUUCCUGUUUCGAUACGCAGAUGACUCCUUCACACCAGCCUUCGUCUCCACCGUUGGCAUUGACUUUAAGGUCAAAACUAUCUACCGCAACGACAAGAGGAUCAAACUCCAGAUUUGGGACACGGCGGGACAGGAGAGGUACAGGACCAUCACCACAGCGUACUACAGAGGAGCCAUGGGCUUCAUCCUCAUGUACGACAUCACCAACGAUGACUCCUUCAACGCCGUGCAGGACUGGUCGACUCAGAUAAAGACGUACUCCUGGGAUAACGCUCAGGUUUUGUUGGUGGGAAACAAGUGUGACAUGGAGGACGAGAGAGUGGUGGCAGCAGACCGAGGCCGGCAGCUCUCAGACCAGCUCGGUUUUGAGUUCUUCGAGGCCAGCGCGAAGGACAACAUUAAUGUGAAGCAAACGUUUGAGCGUUUGGUGGACAUCAUCUGUGAGAGGAUGUCUGAGAGCCUGGACAACAAUGACCCCACAGUGACGGGGGCCAAACAGGGGCCCCAACUCACCGAGCAGCCGCAGAGGUCCCACCAGGACUGUGCUUGUUAAACCAAGUCCACUCUCACAACACAACACACUCCACAGUACCAAGCCUGCAGUGGACGGACGACACGCUUAUCUACACUCAACCACUACUCUGCUCACAGAGUGAUUCAAAAGUAAGAGCCUUUGCCAUUGAGCCUCAUCAAGUACUAUUUUGCCAGGAUUGUGAUGUCAUCGACAGAAACCCUCUGCAGGUUUUAAGCCCAUAAUUUUUUUGAGAUUCCAUUUAAAUUAAUCAAGGCUUCACAAUGUGGCAGGAGGCAGGUUCUAACAAUAUGGUUCUAUAGUAUUUCACAAUUAAAAUUUAAAAGAUGUUACUCCAAAUCCUAUGACUACAACAUUCUAAACAACAUGCUGGACCCAGUACUUUAGUCCUCUGUCCACUGCAGACCUCCCCGUCCCCUCUCACACACACAGAAACGAGACAUACUGAAACACUGCCAUGACAGAGACACGAGCUGCUCCAUCUACUGCCCCCUAGCCCCUCCCCAUGGCUCGACUGUGUCCGAGGAAUCUGCCUGGACCCAAACACUACGCUGUCCUGUGCCUAGAGCCGCGGGCACACCAAAAACAUGUCAGUGCAUCCACCAAUUUUAAAGAUGCAGUGUGUAACUUUUCUGCUUGAGGGUGUGCCUCCUGCUCGUCUCCAUCAACAUUCACUUUCACUCUCACCUUUGUUUUUGUUGAAAAUUAAACUCCCAAUCAGGACCGUGACCAUUUUGUGAGUUUUUAGAUGAUCUAUUUUGGGCAGUGUUCUUAAUGUGUGCUUUGUGUUACCAUGGUGACUGCAGAACACCCCUAGUGUGAAGUCACUGCCUGAAUGUUCCACAGUCUGGCAUUCAACUUUUCUGUAUCUCCAUGGAGACAAGAGGUUAAUGCCACCAGACCAAGGUCAGAUCUGUGGAGAGGCAAGUAGAAUGCAUAUUUUUUCAUUUUUUAUUUUUUUUUUAGCGAUGAUAAAAACAUGUAAUUGGCUAAAUAUUUGAUAGUUAAGUUAAUGCCAUACUGUGGAACAUUCUUGGCAACCCUAACCCAGGCAGUGGUGUAACCUCAAACAGAAAAGUUACGCAGGGCACCUUUAAGUGUUCAUCGCUAUGCCGUCUUUAUCGUUUUGCUGGUUUGUGGUUUUUGAUCAUGUGACCUGUCUUUCCCAGUGUUGUGUCAAAGUCUGCGUCCAAGUUAGAUUUUGAUUUCAACAGCAAAAGACAAAAAGCAGGUAAAAAUAUGCAGAAGAAAAGAGAAUGUGAAGAUGGACGGAGGUAUUAUGGGCGAUGUGUAGUGUAUCACAAUACUAAAAUGUCAAACUCAAUUUUGAUACUAAAGAAUGUGCUCUUAUAUGCUCAGAGGUCCAUAUACUAGUAUCCAUAUACUAGAAUAUUAUACUAGUCUAUGUGCUUUUACACUUGUUCUGCUCAACAUCAUUCUAAAGACAUUCAGGAAAGGUUCAUUUCUGUCCUGUGAAUGUGACUUUUUUUAGUAUUGAUACCUGCUAAAAUGAGAAUCUAGUUUCAAUACUUCUGACCACCCUAGUGCUAAUCUAGUACAGAGUGGCAAAAGUCUAAAAACGUUUUAUAUGCUUUGUGUGGCUUAGAUUUACCCAGAGAGGAGACAGCUGAGGAAGGAGGAAAGGAGACAUCCGAGGAGGGAGGAAAGGAGAUGGGAGAGGAGACAGCUGAAACUGAAAAGGAGGCAGGCAAGGAGAUGAACAAGGAAAAAGGAAAGGAGACAGGAGAGGAGACCUAAGAGGAAGGAGGAAAGGAGACAGGCAAGGAGAUAAACAAGGAAAAAGGAAAGGAGACAGGAGAGGAUACUUUCAAAAAUGAAGGAAUGGAGACCUCAUCUGAGGAAGGAGGAACGGAGGUAGCUAAGGAGGAAGGAAAUCAGACAUCUGUGGAAGGAGGAAAGGAGACAGGAAAGAAGACAGGAUAGGAGACACUUGAGGAAGGAGGAAAGGAGACAGGAGAGGAGACAUCUGAGGAAUCAUGUGUUUAGGGAGCACAGAAGCGUGCAUGUACAUGUGAGCAUGUUCUAUUGUAUCAAGUCAAAUCAUUGAUAAUGGAGCGUGUUCUCCCAGUAUCUGACAACAGUACACAUGUUUCUACAUUUCUAUAUUUCUAGAAACUCACUGAGUGCACAACAAUACCUCUGUCCAUCUCCAACUAUUUUAAAUUAUUGGAAUGAAGAUCAACAGUCCCGCCCACUCAGUUUGCGCAGGAUCUGGAAGUACAUUUUCCAUUUAUUUUUCUCAUAAACAAAAUAUUUAAAUAUUAAAGUUGCAUCGUGUAACUUUGAUGGAGGGUCUGUCUGAUGAUUUUCUCCAUGGACAUGCUUUGUCAGAAAUGUUUCUCAGUGUGGCUCUCAUCAUGGAGACCAAGUUACAUGUCAGAUCUGUGGAGAGGCGACCCCGCUCACAGUCACAGUGCCUGUUUUUCGAGGUAUUUUUGAGCUCUGAAGCCACCUGUAAUUGAAUAAAUGUAAGCUGGAUCUGUUUACUGUGGAACAUUCUAAGCAGAGCAAUGACCUCUCCGUAGAAACAAGAAGGUGACAGACCCCCAACCAAAAAGUUACACAGUGCACCUCUUAAUAUUAUGUUUUUCCAAAAGUCUAUGGGAAAUUAACUUCUGGACCCAGGGAGAGGUCACUUUUGAUCUUUGUUCCCACUUAGACAAAAAACAUGCAGAAAACCUGUUAAAACACUGCUUAACAUUUCACAUUAUUUUUCCUUUUUGUUUUUUUAUAAGUACAGAUAUAAAAUUAUGACUCUUAAACAGAGAAUAAGCAUUUUAAUGUAAACUUUUGCGCGCAUACAUAAUAGAAGUAUAUAUGACAUGGGUGAGACUGUUUGUGUGGGUAAGGCAUGACUGUAGUCGGGUUUCCGUACGUCAACUAAUAUUCAAGCAUUAAAAAGAACUUAUUUAUUUAACAGAAGAUGUAUUUAUAAUGAACUAUAUCUAUAUGUGAUCACUAGUGUGUAAAUGUCACUGGAUUCACCUCAUGGAAACCCUAUGUUACGACUGUGAUGAGACUUUUGUAUUUUUAGUUCAAAGUACGAAGAAGGGAAGGACUUGCCUCUCGUCACUCACAACUAUUUAUUUUGUACUAUUUAUUUGGCAGCGUUCUUCCUCCAUCUCUCCAUUGCACUGUACAUUUCAGAGCUUCUUUUUUUUUUAAACGUGAUUUCAGUAGUAAUCAAGGCUUUAAAAAUAUCGUGUUUACAGCCAGUCGUACAUUCCAGCAUCUCAGUUGUGUUUGUUUUUUGAUAUGAGUCACUUGACGUCGUAAAGCAAAGCAGACUGUUCUUCUCCAGAGCAAUAGCUUCGCCCAGGGCUCUGCAACUUUUAACAGCUGAAGAGACACCAGUAUGAUAUCAAUGUAAGAACAGAGUCAGACUGAUAAAUAAUAAUCAAUAAAAUAGUCUAAAAGUAGUAUGAAAAUGUAAGAAUUUGUAUUUAUAAUCUUUGUGGGAGUACGGGGGGGUGUGGGGGUUAUCUCCCAGGGAUUCUCUUGCAUUCUGGUGCAUUUUUGUAUGUAACAUUUGGAACUGCAAAAGACUAGAACAUCAAACAUCAUCACCAACACUUUACUUUUGAAUUACUUUAAACACACGAUUUUAUUUGACACCCCAGAGGUUCUGUGCUGAAUAAAGGAAAUAGCCUACACUUUGCUAUGCUACAAACAUGGUUAAAACUUCAUUUAUUAGGCUUUGUUAUUAUUCUUAAACGUUUUUUUUUCUCAAAGUGCAAAGAGGCUUUAAAGAGCUGCUCUUCAGCCUCUGGUUGCAGAGCCCUGACCUGACCUGCGCCCCCUCCUCUGCCCCUCCACACCAUAGACUGUACAUAUAUAUUCUUAUAUAUUCUUUCUCCAGUCUAUGCUCCACCUGAGUAUCCAUGGAGACUGUCACCGGGAGACCAAAGACGAGCGGAGCCCUGGUGUAGCAAAGGGAAACGCGUUUGACCGACUCUGAACUUGAUGCUUUAUUUCUACGUUUUUAAUGUUUUUAUUUUUGGUUUUUAUUGCGUUUUUGCUACAGCUGUGAACUGUCCAUCCCUUUCAGUGUAAAUAGGAAUUUCUGCCCCCUGCUGGGUGUUAGUUACAUUGUGUGAAUUGUGCUGUAAUUCUGAAAUGCUGAAGAUUUGUUUAAAAAAUAAAGAUUAUAUCAAAGAAUAA